This is a messenger RNA of Magnolia sinica, 845 nucleotides long. Its product is annotated as pterocarpan synthase 1-like. Lineage: Eukaryota; Viridiplantae; Streptophyta; Magnoliopsida; Magnoliales; Magnoliaceae. The record is from RefSeq and is a predicted model, not a curated record. The transcript has a single exon. Bases 46 to 657 code for a protein of 203 amino acids.
ACAUGAGGACGACAUUUGUAGUCACCACUAAUGACCAAAUAGCACAUGAAUGAAUAUAUAAUACACACCCCCAUCUUCCUUCUUCAAAAAAUCAGUCCUAUGGCCCACCUGCACCUUUCUCUCCUCUUUGUGCUCCCUCUCCUUCUUGCCUGCAAAACAACCUCAGCCGCCCACCAUCACCACCAUGAUCAACGGCUCAAGAGCCUCCAUUUCUCCCUCUUCCAACAAGAAACGAUUAACAAGACCGGAUACAUCAUCGUCAAUGGAGUGGCGGGCCCGGGCGUAUCCCAAACGACCACGCCCUUCGGCACCAUCUUUGCCUUUCAGGACCCUAUGACGGCCACGCCAGCCGCUUCAUCGAGAGUCAUUGGCAUCGCUGAAGGCACAUCAAUCACAUCUUCGCUUGAUGGACUACGGAGCAUUUCAAUCGCCAAGAUCACUCUAAAAUUGAAGAACUACAAGGGGUCCAUUUCUGUUCUGGGUGGUACACAUAACAUCAAGCCAUCUGACCAUCCAGUCGUCGGUGGGACGGGCGAUUUCAUGUUCGUUCAAGGGUAUGUGCGAUCGUCGCCCGUUGAUCUGGCGGGCAUUACUGUUGUCUACAAGAUUGAAUUUCACCUGUACUGGCCACCCUAUGCAACCCAUGCAGGUUCUUAGUUGUGAAUGUUAUGUGAUAGAAAUGAUUUUUAUUUGUACUAGUGGGGCCCACUUCUUAGUGAUCCAUACCGUUGUUCUUAUGAAAAGGGCCCACUCAUAAAAGUUCUACUGCGAUUGGAAGAUCCUACGGUUGAUUUAUCGGCCUUCUUUCAGUUAAGUAUAGACUCUUGUUGUAUUUCUUUUCUUAA